CGUACAUAAAAAACAGGACCAAAGACUUACUUCUCAGAGGUGUUAAUUAUUCGCAAGACUCCAUUAGUCACAUAAAACGAGCUAUACAACAUAUGUCGAAAUUAGGGUUAUUACUUAAUGUAACAGAAAUCCAAUUCCAUGAAGAUUUUCAAUCGAACGGGUUUUUUGGCAUUGAACGCAGUGAACUGGUCAACAAAAUAAGCAGCCUCAAAGCGAAAUCAAGAACGAUUGCUGCUGUAGUGGCAGCGAUUGGUCUAGUAACCACGGUUAUAUUGGGCUUUGUCACAGGUCCCGUAGGCAUCGCGAUUGGCUUAGCAGCAGCUUUAGCAAAAGCUGGCAUUCCACUUGGAGUUACUAAUGGCUCUUCAAUACCAAAGAUAGAGCAACAACUAACAAUAAUUGACGAGUUUUACAAUAAGCUGCAAGAUGCUUUGAUUCGUGCUAAGCAAGAAUGCCGUAAGGUCGAUGAGGCUUUAAAAACGGAGCUGAAUGAAAUCAAUAAACUAGCUAAUGACAUUCAAACACCCCAACCCGAUGAUAUGAUGAUUCCGGAAUUCAGUAGUUUGUUUGUCGACUCGUUGAAUACGCUUUCUAAUUCAUGUAAGAGGUACGUCACAUCACACCGAUCAACGAUAUCUAGAAGACGACGGGAUGCCGUUGCCAAGAAGCUAUCAAUUACACCAACCAACUAUGACUUGGAACCAGGCAUGGUUUUGAAUGAAAAUUACGGAGUCAUGCACGAGAUGGUAUUCAAAGAAUUCUUCAGCGAUCCGCACAUUUCGCAUGCUAUAUAAAAUAGCGUAAUGAUUUUGUUCUGCAUAGAAAUAUCCGUAAAAUUUGCAGUUUGAUUGAAUUUCGUGUUUCCAAACAUGCAGAGAAUACUGUUGAAAAUUUUCAACUAUUAUUUGAUACGCAAACAUUUUUUCUUAUAUGUAUGAACUUUGUAAACCAAAUAAAGAGAUUUCACUAUUUUA
This is a messenger RNA of Drosophila rhopaloa, 974 nucleotides long. RefSeq lists its product as uncharacterized. Lineage: Eukaryota; Metazoa; Arthropoda; Insecta; Diptera; Drosophilidae. The transcript has 2 exons. The record is from RefSeq and is a predicted model, not a curated record. The coding region runs from base 93 to 794 and encodes 233 amino acids. Gene Ontology annotation, biological process: hemolysis in another organism.